Porites evermanni is the source of this 3848-nucleotide messenger RNA. The record is from the annotation of a GenBank genome assembly. NCBI's taxonomy places the organism in Eukaryota, Metazoa, Cnidaria, Anthozoa, Scleractinia, Poritidae.
AUGGCUGAACCUUCUAACUCAAACAACAUCGCUGAAAACGAAUCUGGGCAACUUGGUGGCUGCAAAGGGGGAGCUCCCCCAAAUGCAAAUCCCAACUUAAGCCCAGUGGCCCUCAAGACUCUUAUCUCCUGUUUUCCUGAUCAAAAACUUCAAUCUGUUUCUGCCCCAAGUCAAGGUGUUUCUGCCCUGCAGCCUUCACAAUCUCCAUCUCCAUCCAUGGCCUGUCAACAGCAACUCAUGAACCCCUCCAUCAUUACAAGCUUACUUUUGCCACUGCUUGGAAUGAGCUCUUCACAAGUUCAGCAACCUUCCUCCCUCACUGCUCACGUUCCCCAGAAGACCAAGUGGUCUAUCACACGCUGUGAGUUUGUUGAAUUUGAUUCUCUGUUGCCGGAAAACUCAUGCCUCAAUAACAGUGACCUAAAGGCUGUGUUGUCUACAUGUAUCUCUUUCGAAUUUCGAGGGCAAACAAGUCAAUGUUCCCACACCCUCUUGCAAGAAAAAACCCACAUUGACUCCAUUGACAGGUGGCUGUCAGCUUUUGUGGUUUACUGCACAGUCCUUUUGUCCUCUUUCCUCCAUAGGGCUGGCGAGAUGUUUGCCUUUAAAGAGAUAAUCCGAUUAGCACAUUGCAAGCUCACAGGGUUUGCAUGGCUAUCUUACGACAUUGAUUUUCUUAGGAAAGCAGCUGGCAACCUUGCUCUCAAUUGGGGAGAAUGGAAAAUAUACAAUUGUACCUCCUGAAGUUUACUGGUCAAGCAAAAUCUUCUUGCUCUGUUUGUGGGAGUGGGGACCAUUUUUCUCAUAGCUGCUCCCUUCCUGCCCUUAGGCCAACUUCCAGCCGAGGAGGAGUGUACCAUAAUUUUAACCAUGGUACCAAAUGCAGCCAAGACACCUGCCCCUUCAGCCACUGCUGCAAGAUCUGUGAUGGGGAUCACCCCUCCUACUAACAUGAUGCCUCCCAGGGAAAAGCUAGAAGCAAGGCUUAUAAAAAGUCCUCAAACCGCUGAAGUUUUACAGUCUUAAAGCCUAACACCCCUAUAAAUGGUCCCUUUUUUACACGACCUUCUAAAAUCCCACCCUAAUCGAGAUUUUAUUAAUAACAUUUCCACUGGGUUAUGGUUUGGUUUCCGGGUGGUUUACAAGGGUUACUGGUUCCCUAGGGUUUCUAGAACCUUCCAUCUACCACCCAGCAACCGGAAGUUAUUUAGGCCAACCUACUUGAGGAGGUCAAGGAACGGGCCUAUUUGUCCCUGGUCUGCCCUGUAUGCGAGUACGGCUCCAUCACUUGGAGUCCAUAUACACAAAAGGACAUUAUCUGUGUUGAAUCUGUUCAGCGUCAUGCGCCCAGGGGGUGGGGGGGGGGGGUACUCGGGAUUUCAAGUGACGGGAAUGAUCGAAGGAUUUUUUUGGGUUUGAAAUUUUCGAUUCCGGGAUUUUUUUGGGUACAAAAAUUUGGCCAGUAUUUUUUUGGGUAGCUUGAUUUGAGUAGGGAUUUUUUGGAGGUAUUAAAAAGAAUUGGCAGUGCCCUGGCUGCGUAGUUCUGUGAGCAAAGUACAAACAAACGUGUUUUGCUGUUGUUUAAUAGUUAACUAUGGUGUCACUUUACAUUGCACGUGUUAUACAAUAGUCUGCAUUUUUGGUCCAGGGAAUUUUUUGGGUUUUGCUGGAAGCCCUAGGGAUUUUUUUGGGUCUUGACUUUUGGCUCCAUUUGAUCAUCCCCGUCACUUGAAAUCCCAAGUACCCCCCCUGGGGUCAUGCGGUGUGUUUUGGUUACAAGUAACGAUUACUGUCGUUCUAGUAGCGUUAAUACAAUGUUAUCAAACUUGGGUUGGUUAGAUAUUGAGACACGCAGGAAGAUCACCAAUUUGACAAUGUUUUGUAACAUAAAGACAGGCAAUGUACGGAUGUCGUCCCCAAAUGACCUACGCUAGGUGCACUGUCCCUACUUAACUUGAGGUAGUGCACAGCACCCAUUCCAGUUCCAGCGUUACUCAUCUACUAUUAAUGUGCACAAGUACUCUUUUUUUCAUAAGAACUGUUCCAGCUUGGAACGCUUUGUCUCCUGGUCACGUACAUGCUGAUUCCGUUGCUGUGAUCUAUUCAAAUAUUUGUAAUGUUAUGUUUUAACAAUUUUUAUUUUAUUUAUUUUCUGAUAUGACUUGUGAAAAUUAAUUCAUUUUGUCUAUUUGAGGGGGGGGGGGGAUUAAUUUUGAUAAAGCCCUCCCCUUCGGCCGCAGAAGUGCCCCCUUUUUCUUCAAUCAAUUGUCGCAUGCCCUGGAAUGGCUAGUCAAAAAUUACCUCAAUAAUUAUUAUAUCGUCCAUUGUUCAUAUUUUUGAUGACUUUUUUUUGCCCAACCAGCAUCAUCCUCCCUCUGCGCAACAGCUCUGUGCUGGGUCCUUACCUUGUUUGAGGACUUGAACAUCCCGAUUACCCGUAACAAAACCUUUUGGCCUUCCAAGGUCCUGGAAUUCAUAGGUAUCACCCUGGAAUCUGUUAACAUGCAGGCCCGUCUCCCUGAGGAUAAGCUUGACAAAGCAUGGCCAAUGCUACUGGGGUGGUCAUCUAAAUGGUUUUGCCACCUGUGGCACCUCCAGUCUCUUAUUGGGACCCUUCAAAUUGCCAGUUUCCCCUGGUUGGGCCCCUGCAACACAUCAUUAACCUUUCCGAAAGGACCUUUACAUGUGCCACCUUUUUCUCGGUCACUGCAAUGGUAUCAGCCUCUUUCUUCCCCUUUACACUGAAAUCUCCCCAGACAUCCAUCUCUAUACUGAUGUUGAUGAUUUGGGCCCCCCUUUGGGUCAAUGUAGGAGAAUUUGCUUCUACUGUGACAACCAGGCUGUCAUUGCUAUUUUGUCUGCCAAGAGCUCCAAAAUUCCCUGUGUGAUGAACCUUGUAUGGUUGAUCACUUUUCAAACACUUAGUUUUAAUUUUACAUUUACUGCUGAGCAUGUCCCCGGGGUUAAUAAUGUCAUUGCUGAGUAUCUUGUUUCCAAAUACAUGUCACCGUUCUGCCUUCUUGCAUCAGACGCAUUGCCACCUCCCUGCUGUCCGAUCCCUAAAUUUUUGACCAAAGUUUAACCAUGCAAGCUGCUUACUAUUACUGCCCAGUGUAUUGCUGCCGCUACUAGUUGCACUUACUCAUCCGAGGAGUACCAUUUAUGCAAUUCUGCCUUUUCAACAACCUUAUUUCCUCUGAGAACCUCUUUUUACCUGCCGAGGAGUCCACCUUAAACCAUUUUGUCACCCACCUCUACAGCCUACUCGCUUUCUUAUGGCACCAUCAAAGUUUAUGGCAGCAGUAAAAAUUCUUCAUAUUAGGUUUAAUUGUCUCCAGGAUCUCCCCUCUAUAUCAUUUCUAUUUAAGACCUUGCAUGACAUUAAAUCUUCCUUUGGAAUCUCUAAGCUAUCGCACCUUCCCAUCACAGUUUCAAUCCUCCACCAAAUUCAUCUUGUCCUACAACCCUCACGGUGCGUGAACACAGAUUCUUCCAUGUUGUGGGCCGCUUUUACUGUAGCCUUUUUAUGUUCUCUGCAUAGUAGUGAAUUAACUUGUGGUGGCACUUUUGAUGCUCAGAUCCAUCUGACCAGAUUGGAAGUUUCCUUUUACCCUGACCUGUUACAACCUGAUUACUUCGAAAUUGUUAUAAAAAAGUCUAAAACGGACCCCUUCUGGGCGACAGCCAAGCUCACUAUAGCCAAAUCAAACUCACCCGUAUGUGCUGUUACUGCCUCAAGAGACUACUUCCAGACAAGAACACAUUCAGCUGCUCAGCCUCUGUUCCAGUUCUCCGAUGGCCAGUACCUUACCCGCUCUUCUUUUACUCAUAAUUUCAGGCCUUGCUAA